Messenger RNA from Pediculus humanus corporis (human body louse), 549 nucleotides. RefSeq lists its product as uncharacterized. Gene Ontology annotation, molecular function: glutaminyl-tRNA synthase (glutamine-hydrolyzing) activity. Gene Ontology annotation, biological process: glutaminyl-tRNAGln biosynthesis via transamidation; regulation of translational fidelity. The record is from RefSeq and is a predicted model, not a curated record. The transcript has 3 exons. Bases 1 to 549 code for a protein of 182 amino acids. Lineage: Eukaryota; Metazoa; Arthropoda; Insecta; Psocodea; Pediculidae.
AUGGAGAAACCUGUAAGAUACACAACUAGUCAAACAGCAAAAAUUGACAUUAAGGAAAACCUAGGAUUUAAUCAAAAAGAUGAAAAGGAAUUAUGGUAUAAAAAAUAUGUAAUAGCAAUCAGUCUUUCUGCUUUCAUGAUUUACUUUUUUAUAAUUCGUGAUGAAAAUGAUAUCGAUGAUUUUAUUACAAACAAAGACAACUGUAAUAAAUACACGACAUUAUUGCAAUUAACUAUGAAAUUAGAAGCUGUUAAAAUCGUGGAAGAUGCCAUCAGAUUUGCUGAUCAGAUCUUUGAAGUAAAUACAGAAAAUGUUGAACCACUUGUUACAGUCUUAGAAGACGAAUGUUUACAUGUAAGGGAGGACAUUGAGAAAAACGAAAUAACGAGAGCUGAACUUUUGUCUCAUUGUGAACAAACUGUCGAAAAUUACUAUGUUGCUGAAAAUGAAAAUAUAAAAAGCAAUUUUUCAGAAAAUUAUAAUAAUAAUAUCAACACUGAUUCAUCAGUUUCUUAUCCAAGAAAAAAAAAAUUAUCUGAAAAUAAUUAA